CGGACACUCGCCAUACACCCGCAAACAUAUAUAUAGUCGAUGGGCCAAGCUCAGUAAUCAUCAUUCAACCGAGCUCCUUCCAAUCAUCGACAUUCAACACGAUGAAAAUCACAACAGCUGUCGUUGUAUUGGCCAUCGUAGCCCUCGUCAGUGCCGACGCGCUCAAAGGUACUAAGAAGAUCAAAAAGAGAACCUUGUUUGAACUAUCUGGUCUGGGACACAAUUCGGGCCUCAGUUACGGCUCCGGUCUGGGCUACAGCUCAGGACUUAAAUUCGGUUCCGGUCUUGGCUACAGUUCCGGUUUAGGAUACAGCUCCGGUUUGACCUAUGGCUCCGGUUUGGGAUACAGCUCCGGUUUGAAAUACGGUUCCGGUCUCGGAUACAGCUCCGGUUUGGGAUACGGUUCUGGUUUAAGCUAUGGUUCUAGUUCUGGAUUGUCAUCCGGUUUGGGAUACUCCAGCGCCCCAGCACCGACCACUGGUCCACUCAUACCGAUCUCCAAGGAAGUGCACAUCAUCAACCGACAUGCUCAACCAGUAUCCGCCCCAUACCCAGUACCAGUUCAACACGACGUGCCCGUCGCUGUACCACACCCAGUGCCAUACGCAGUUGACAGCCCAUACCCAGUCAAAGUACCUGCCCCAUACCCCGURCCGGUCGAAAGGCCAGUCCCAUACGCAGUCGACAGGCCAGUUCCUCGUCCAGUGGCAUCCCCAUACCCAGUCCCUGUUGUCCACGACGUUCCCGUACCCGUGUCCAAACCAUACGCAGUUCCAGUAGUCAAACAAAUCCCUGUGCCAGUAGCCAGCCCAGUCGUCGUGCACGAAUCAGCCCCUCUGAUCACAUCCAGCUAUAGCUCUGAACAUGCAACGUCUGAUAUCGGUUUGGGUUACGGUUCCAAUUACGGCUCCGGUUAUGGACUAUCGUCAUACGGCUUUGGAGGCCACUUCAGUGGAGAUCUGUCUUCAUACGGUCACGGACACAGCUUCGAUUACAAGAAGUAGAACAUUCAUAGCGAUUACAGCCUAACCAAACAUCAUUGAAUCUUCUAUAAAUUGUAUAGACAAUUUUCCUUAUAUAAUGUUGUUAAUAACUGUUGAUUAUUAACUAAAAUAAAUUUUUGUUUUUUUCUAUAUUAAUUGUUUGUCAUUACAAGUCUAUGCCUUUCCUAAUCUUAUAAUUUCGUAGAAAAAAACUAUUGAAUUAUCAUUUUUAUUUUUAAUAUUUUUUUUUUUUGAUCAAAAUAUGAUAGACCAAUAUUGGCUGUUUCCAAAACAAUGUAAUUUAAUAAAAGUUGAAUAAAUUUCGGUUAUGAAUUUAA
Molecule: messenger RNA, 1321 nt
Organism: Diuraphis noxia (Russian wheat aphid)
Lineage: Eukaryota; Metazoa; Arthropoda; Insecta; Hemiptera; Aphididae
Source: RefSeq, a predicted model, not a curated record